This is a messenger RNA of Ochlerotatus camptorhynchus, 3081 nucleotides long. RefSeq names its product general odorant-binding protein 69-like. Lineage: Eukaryota; Metazoa; Arthropoda; Insecta; Diptera; Culicidae. The record is from RefSeq and is a predicted model, not a curated record. Gene Ontology annotation, molecular function: odorant binding. Bases 848 to 1777 code for a protein of 309 amino acids. The transcript has a single exon.
AUUUCGCUGGGUAAAUCACAACAAUCCACUAUAGCUUAUCUAAUUAGCGCCAAUUUGUUGUCUAAUCCAUCAGAUGUUGAGGGGGCGCCAAUUGUGUGCGAAAAUGUCUGCCGGAUAGAAAUGAACAUUUGUGAUGCUGCAAGCAUUUAAUCAGCAAACAGUUCGUUGAGAAUUAUCUUCUUCAGAAAAAAAAAAACGGAGCAAAAUCUUUAGUCAUCUUUCGAGCCACCCAACCGGGCGUUGAUUGAUCAAGAUUGACGCCUUUUUUGACAGGCAGAAGUCGACCAAGGGGAAAGAGACCAACUUUCCUCUCAGUUAUAUUGCGGUCGUAUCUUCGCAUCGCAGCGUUCUGAUUUCCGGCCCUUCCUUGAUCGAAAUUGAAAAAUGAUGCUGCAUUAAUGGGUCACUAAUCCUGAGUUGGGAAAUGACGUAAGCUUCGUCGGGGAAGAGACAAAAUUCUGGGCAGCUUUCUAAUUAAAUGUCAACAAGCUUGAUGAGCUUCAACACUCUACACUGCUGACCUUGGAAUUGUUGCGUCAACUGAACAGCGCUGGCUCAGUUAGUUAAUUUUGAAGUAGCACUUUCUUAAAAUUUUAAUAAAGUUUCACUGCACCUCAGAUUACACAACGCAACUGUUUUUACUAGAACCACAUUCAUUCUCCAAACAUGACCGAAAAUGUUUGCCAUCCGAACGCAACAGUGCGCCUAUCGCACGUUCCACUCGUUUGUCUUAUUUUCUAUUGUCUUUAGCAAGGUUUAAAUACGGUCUCCCGCAUCGGCACUCACUCAGUUCCCGUAUUCACCUUUCCCCCGAACAGAACCUGCACAGUAGUCGAGUGUCGUCAUCAUGCGAACCUUCGCAACCAUCCUAGCCCUCACUCUGUGUGCCAUAUCGACAUCGUACGUCACAGGCACAUUUACUCACUACGCCUUAUUCAAGAGCUUCGACACUGCUUACCGGGAGUGUGCCGUAUACUAUGAAGUACCCAACUGCACCGUCGAGGAAUACAUUGUCAACGCAUACCCAAACGAUCCCGAAAACCAAAAACUGAUGCACUGUGCCUGUAUCAACAUAGCUGCUUGGCGGGAUGAAUCAGGGGUCGUCGAAAGUGUAAUGGGUAAUUUCUUUAACCCUGCUCCCGAGGACACGUGCUACGCCGAUCGAACCCGUGAUUGCAUUGCAGACUCCCGAACGCCAUGCAGUGACAACCAAACGCUUGCCUACAAUGCCUUCCAAUGCUAUUACCGCCAGUACGGGAAUUUGAACCAAAGUGAGCAAUUCAUUGCCUACUCCGAACUGGAACAGCAACAACUUGUCCGGGAUUCUUUCGCUAUCGUGAACGUUCCCCAAAAUGAACUGAUCAACUUCAGCAAUGGACUCAUUUUGGAUCAACAACACAUUACUGAACUUAUCUACGUGCUCUUUGUACGCGGUUACUUCUACAGUCCCGAACAGGGGAUCCGACUGGAUAUUCUAUACACCCAGUUCGGCAACCCGGAGCUGUUGACUCCAGAAACACAGCAGUGCAUCGAUGCAGCGAAAGCUGCAUGGGACGGAAAAAGGCAGAAGGAUCUGGUGUUGGCCAUCUUUAAAAACUGUCUGCAAAAAAUCACUCCUUGGCUGGACCUGAUCCAGAGUGUCGCCACCGCAGUGCUGACCGUUCCACCACCACCGUGUCCGGAACCACCGACCACUACUACGACUACGACGACGACCACCACAACGACUCCUGCGCCUCCCAGUACGGCUCAACCGUGCUACAAUUUGAAGAACUAGUAUCCAGCGAUUGAGUCGGGAACUCUUAUACGUAAAUCGUGUCCGUAUGUUGUUUUAAUUGACUUUAUCGAAAUAAAGGUGAAAUGUGCAAAACAGGUUGCUUUGGAAGGUGAAGUAUAAAUGUGGAUGUGUCUAGAUCAGCGCAUCUCAAUCCAUAGGUCGUGGGUUGCCGAAAUUCACGCAACUUGACAAUGUCAUUUUGAAAGUAAAGGGGCUAUUUUUAAUAUUUUUUUUUUUCUUAUUUUUUAGCAUUCUGUUUUAUUAAAAGGGAAAUGGGGGUAAAAUGACAAAGCGGGCAAAAUACGCCCUCUGAACGCUACCAAUUUUAACGAUUGGCGUUGUUGGUGAUUCCCUUUAGCGUACUUUUUCGUGUUACACUUCGCAAUUUCACAUGUAAAAAUAAUAAGGUUUCUGUGAAUGCACGUAGCUGAAACUACUAUGUACUUGUUGUUUGGUGCGGAGAAGCAAGCAAUGUCUGAAAUUUGCAGAUGUUUGAACCUCGUAGAUCUUGAGUUGUGUGCUCUUAAAAUUGCGAGGUGUGAUGGCAAAAUGAUCGCAGAGAUUCGUGAUUAUUUUUUUUCCACAAUACCUAGCCAUGAAGACUGAAUAUUGUAGGUUAAGAUCCAACUAAAGACCAAGUGGCUUAAGAAACUGUCCUCCGGAAGAUCCAAAACAUCCGCAAAGGUUGUCAAUUCGUGAAAAAGAUCCUAUAGCCCAACGAUUUUUUUUUUAAACUCACUUGUUGUGAUGCUACAUGAAUGUAUUUGAAGCUGGGACCAGAAUGUAUACACUGAUGGUCAUAGAAUGGUUCUCUGGAAGAUCCGCAAUAUCCGUAAAAGUGUUCAAUUCGUAAAAAUGAUUCUAGAGCACCGUUAUUAAAUCGCUUGUUGUGAAGCUACAUGAAUUAAUUUGGAUUUAAGACCAACAUGUGCACUCCGCUGGUCACGGAACGGUCCUUCUGAAGAUCUGGAAUAUUUGUAAAAGUGGUCAAUUCGUUUAAAAGAUUUUAGAACUCUGUUGCCUUAUAUGGUACUUUUUGUCAUGCUGCAUGAAUAAUUUGGGAUCUGAAACCAGCAAAAAAAAUUGUAAGGGGCGGAAGAACCAAAAUGUUACAAACCAUAUUUUGCAACAAAACGAGAGAAAAAUUCACAAUUUACUCGAAUAAACGCGAAGAAGUAGAAGAAAACAUCAUUGAAAAUUAUCAAAACCGGUUCCUUUUACAUGGCGUAUUUCCAAUUUUCAACUCUAUGAUGCAUCUGGUUGUUACGGCUUACACCAAAACUACGAAUUAUAUUGUUUUAAUA